Molecule: messenger RNA, 4334 nt
Organism: Aureobasidium vineae
Lineage: Eukaryota; Fungi; Ascomycota; Dothideomycetes; Dothideales; Saccotheciaceae
Source: the annotation of a GenBank genome assembly
ACGCAGCAUCCGUCGCUAUGGCGCCUCAGUGUCAGGCGUUGUACGUGUCGGAUGAAAGGCGCUGCAAUGAGGAAGCGACCAACGUCAAUGGCCUGUUCUGCUCCUUCCACGCGAGACAGGGCUACAAGCGUAGAGGUGCCCAAUUAGAUGCUUUGCAGAAAGAUCCUCCUUCCUACCUUGGCGAUUGUCCACUCCACAAGAUUACCUUUGACGACAUAGAUGAUGAGGAAACCCUCAAGACCCUGCACGCCUUCCUCUUCAAGCAGAAUGGCUUGCUCGAUCGCUGCAUCCGUGCCCGUAAACUUCAUCAUUCUCGUUUCUAUGCUCUCGAGCUCGACUACGGUCACCAACAUUACCUAGACCAUCUCAUCAGCGAAAAGCACAAUACUGGUCGUGCUCUCGAGAGACUUGAAAGACGGACCGCCGAAGUCUUGUACAAACAGCAACAGUGGUUCGGCUGGGUUCGUAACCUCGAGGACGAUGAAGAGAAGGAACGCGAUGCCGAGAAGAAGAAGAUCAAGCAAGAAGCCGCCCUGUUCAAGCGUCACUGGAAGGAUGUGUCUGCUCGCAUGGAGAGGCUGAGGCAGAAAGAGAACGAACAGAGGCAAGCCGAAUACCUCGACAAGGUCUGGGAGGAACGGAACAAGUUUGAGGCCGAAUUCACUGCCGAAGAAGGCGGCGAAGAAUGGGAUCCUAUCGAGGACGUCGUCGAGGACGAACGCGGAAGUUACAUCGAUCUUAUCCGACGCUUCCUGUGGCUCGCAGAGCCCAUCGCCGUCUCGUCCAACGAGCCAGCAUCUCCAAAGGAUGCCGCCGCAGGUGCUUCAAGCCCCAAGAAAGAGAACGAGACCCUCGAAGCUGCUCACAAGCAGUCUCCCGCCAAGGACCCUACCACAUCUCAAACACUCGUGGAAACGAACAAGUCUAAAAAUGCGAAGAAGAAAGCUCGCCAAAAGGCAAAGGCAUUGGAGGACAAAUCGGCGUUGCCUUUGGCUAUCAGAACAGCACUGGAAAAUAUCGGAGCAAGGCCUGGUGAAGUCCACAUCGAGACUCCGGAAGAGGUUCGCACUCGCCUGCGCGAAGGUCAGACGAUGAACGGUGUGCUACAGACCUUCGAUCCCGAGGAUCCUGCAAAGACACGCUUUCUCACAGACAAGACCUUUCCUCUUGCCGACGAUGAAGUCGAUACCUUGAUGAAGCAGAUCCCCGACAUCAAACAGUUGCUGUUUUGUCGAUUGUUGCUUGGUUAUGCAAGUCUGCUGCCGGCCGCCUUGCGAGCUGAGAAUGUUGAAGAGUUCAUGGCCGAUCCCUCCGUGACUAAUGCAGAACUCAGAGACCUGUGCCUGAAGAUGGAACAGCCUAGAUUGCAACAACUACGUGACGCGUGUGCUGAUCUCGGUCGUGAAGACGACGAGCCGGAGGACGAUGACAACACUCCUGCUGCAAGCACCAAGGCACCUGCCGGACGUACUAAGUUCACGUCGAGACCCAUGUACCCUGUCAAGAACGUGAAGACUAAGCGUGAGAAGGAGCUCAAAGAGAAGCGAGAGAAAACCAUGGCCGAUAACAUGGAUUCCACGACUUUUGUUGACUUUGGUGAUGUUGAUGAUCAGCAACAAUAUCGCAUCAAGAAGAUUCGUGUUAAGGUUUGCGGCAGAUUCAUCUAUAACUAUCCUAGUGAGAAAGCUAUGUCUAGAGGUGGAUGGCUGCAGUUCUCAAUCAUCGCCAAAGGCUGUUCUCUAUUCCAGGCAGUGAGCCUAGCUCGAAGUUGGGAUGAAUUCUUUGAGCUUAAUAUUCUCACCUGCAACCAUUACUUUCCUGCUGCUCAAUGGGCGUCUUGGAUCAGAAGUAUCACACAUGAACAGCUGCUUCAGGUUGGCUUCAUUCCUUACUACCAGAUGGACCAAGCGCAUCAUAUGACAUCGCACCAUCAGACAGGAUCUCGUGCUCAUGGGCAGCGUAGGACCCACCAUGCUGUCGAGACUCGGAACUUUGUAUGUGCUCACAUGAAGCGCAACGAUCCAGUAACCAGACGUUGGAUCCAGUACGCUGUUAUGGAGUCAUACAAGAUGGCGAUCAUGGUUCGUGAUGGUCGCACUGGUAAUGUCAUCGUCGAGCCGCCUGAUGAACACAAGUGGCUCAUCAGAACCAAGUCUGGUGUUGGACGAGCAAGUCGAGCCGAAUGGAAAACCGUCAAGGAGAUCGACGAAGAAUUUUGGGAUACGAUUGAUCGCUCCCGCAAGUGGCAUCUCGGCUUCAAGGAUUACUACGACAUUGUAGUUUGGGACAUCGAGAGUGGUGAACACUACUCUUCCCUAUACAACUCGAUCCAAGAGCUUUUGAUCAGAGCUCUGCGUUUCAGAGGUAUGAUCUCAUGUUUGCUUGACUUCUACAAGCCAGCCGAGCAUGUCUUGCGCACACUGACCCGUGACGAGCAUCUCUCCCGUGCAAGAGACCUUCGUCCAGAUGAAGUGGGCAAGGGCAAGAGUAUCUGGGACUGGAUUCACAGCGAUAGUACCAGGAUGAGAUACUUUUCCAGGGGUACUGAUGGGAGCCACAGAGAAGAGGCGCCUCCUCAGCUGCUGUACAAACAAGAAGACAUGUUGGAAGACCAGGUUCUAUUCCCGUGGGAUCGCAGUCUGUGGACCAACGAAGAGGUUCCUGAAACAGCUAGCAAGAUCAUUGCAGUUGCAAAGAAGGCUGCGGAUCUUACACCAGCAAACUCGGGUCAUGAGCUGAUGUUGGCAGAUGCUGAUGCCGAGUCCAACGGCGGUGACGAGGGUGUGCUUGCGAGUCAGACUGGCAAAAUGCACAACUUCGAACACCACGGUCUGGAUCUUAAUCGCUGGAUCAAUGACCUCGACACCGAUGAAGAGCUCAGCGAUACUGAGUAUCAAGAAGUCUCAGAAGGUGAGGACGAUGGCAGCGAUUGGGAAUCUGACGAAGAAUAUGCUGAAGGCGUUAUUGAAGAACUCUCAGAAGCAGCCGGCGUGACCAUUCGAGGCCGCUGGGUCGAUGAUCAUAACGAUAAAGAGCCAAGGUGGCAAGACAUGGUCAUGGCACUGGAGCUUUGGGAGGAUCCAUCACUUUCUAACCUUCGCCAAAACAAAGCCGUUGGACAUCGUAUACCCAGAUUACCNCCUGGCCCAAUGUCCUCAGCAGAGGAGAUUGAAGACAUGAAACAACAGUGGGAGCUUUUCAUAGAUCGAACCAGGGCUAGCAGUUUCAAGGAAGCCUGGCACAAGGCUGACCUUGAACCCGGGGCCCAAGAGAAGUACGCAGAGACGCAGAAGAUCUUGAAAGCAUACGCCGACUUCUUCGCCAAGGGGACCAAAGGUCCUUGGGCACCGAACAUGCUCGAGCGUCAAUUCGUGCUCAUGCUGCUUCUCGAGGUUGAUCCAGAUGUGCACCGCAGGGUCAAGCGCGACAUGACAUUUGCUAACGCCAUGAUGACAUGUUUCUUCCAGCCAAACAAUCCCUUCUUCGCCUCCGAGGAAGGAAAGCCUUGGGACAAAUCUACACUCUUUGACCAGGAAGCGCGCGCAAAGAUGAUCCCCGACGUUCGCUCCUCGCACUCGAACCGCACACAAGGCGCUGAUCAGUGGAAGGAUUGGGAUAAUGUCCGACACGAGGUAAUGAAGUCCGGGCAAGGAGCAUUCCUCUGGGCUUCUGACAAGUAUCCGCAAGAUUGGAAGUACAUCACCAGACCCACCAUAGCUCAUCUCUACCGACAUGGGUUGUUGGCACCCCGCUACAAGCCCGAGUACUCUGGAUGUGCCGUGGUCAUCGAAGAACCCACCAGACCCAACAAACCAGAGCUCUACUUUGACUUUCGCGAAGACGCACAAGAGAUGAAGCCACGCCAACCAAUGCAAGAUCCACUCAAGGUCAAACCACUCCUCGACACGGCACGCGACUACGCAGCCAAAAACCCAGACGCCUAUUUCUCUUUCAUGCGCAUCUGGUCCGCCCCACACUUCUGGCCCCUGAUGCUCGGCUACGACAACCGCGACGGCACCUCCUUCGCCGACGACAUCGGCCGCACCUGGGAGUGGAAGUUUGUCCCCAAGGACAUGCCGUUCAGCGAGUGGAGCAUCCAUCACGCUUUGCGCUUGCGCCUCAACGAAUACGAAAAGACCAUCGAAGGCAAGGUUUUCCUCAAGGGCGACAAGAUACUGGUGGUGGGCAAGAAUAGCGAAAUGUGUAGGAAUUAUUCUACGAUUGCAUAUUUUGCGCUCACGACUAGGCCGUGGAGGUUGGAGGUUGAUGUGUGGAAGAGUUUCUUUGGCGUCAAGUUNGGAGUUUUGGAGGGGUUGGAUGAGAGGUGGUGGGAG